Messenger RNA from Wyeomyia smithii (pitcher-plant mosquito), 1226 nucleotides. RefSeq lists its product as uncharacterized. Bases 1 to 978 code for a protein of 325 amino acids. NCBI's taxonomy places the organism in Eukaryota, Metazoa, Arthropoda, Insecta, Diptera, Culicidae. The transcript is spliced from 4 exons. The record is from RefSeq and is a predicted model, not a curated record.
AUGAACCUAUCGAUUAGUCAAGACAUUUUACGGUCAGAAAAUCAUUUCAAUGUUUUAAAAAAUGAAACAUUUCCUGCAUCUAUUUCUUCCUGCUCUUUUGAAAGAAGUUUACCGGAAUGUUGCGUGUCUACUCCCGUCCAAGCUCGAAAUGGGCCGCGUUUAGAGCUUGACAAUCCAUUGGACCUUUCUUCAUCUGCUGUUUUGACCGACGUUGAAGAGCAGCCGAUUGAUCUAUCAACACGAGCGAAAGCUAGCAUUGAGUCAACUGCUGAAGCAAUAGAUCUUGCACUUCUUAGAACACUAGAGCAGACAAUUUCACCAGUCAUUCCAUUGGACUUGCGAACCACAAACAUCAGCCAACUUGAAAAUCAGGACGAGCUUGUUUCAUCUGAACAGGCAUCUGUGACAAAGACCGAAGAGAGCAGCUUGAAAUCCACCAAAUCUAGUUCCUCUCCAAUCAUUGUUUCAUCACCUCCGAAUGCGCAGUCAUUGCCAUUUCAGCUAGCUGAGAAAACGUUCCGCGGAAACGUCAGCCAAGCAUUUUGGCCACGAGAGAUUAUAGAACCGAUCCCCAGUUGUUCGCCUCCAAAAAGAGCAAAAUAUUCACCAGGGAUAUCGUCGAGACUGAGUGAUAUGCCUAAAUCUGGAACAGGAUUAACACCUCAAGAAGCUGAUCAAGGCAUGGACUUUAUAGAUGAAUUUCAUUCUGAAGAUGCUAUUUAUGAUGUCGAAGGUGAUCCCACUCUCUUGAACGAUUUAUCUAUAUAUGAAUAUUUUGAAGAAUGUCAAUAUCAACAAACUGAUGACUCGUCGUAUUCUCCGGAUGAUUCGGACACCGAAGCAAAGCGACCAUCGUGGCGGCGAAAACGUAAGAACGAGCGUAAAAACACAAAACUAGCCAAAAAUUCAACGUCUCUAUCGAUCGACGAUCUGGUACAUGGCGAAUCAACAACUGACACAAAUAAAGGCAGUAAAUAAUUGUGGAAUUUUUCGGGUGCGGAAGCUCUUGAAUUGGAAUGUAACGAAGUUCAGGAAAAGAAAGUCAAUAUUCGCAAGCGCAAUAAACUUUUCAGAGAGAGAGGGCUCAUUUACACUCAUUCCGACGGAACAGUUGUUCCAGCAAGAGUAGUAAAGCCGGUUUGUGAUUGUAGGCUGAAAUGCCAAGAGAAAUAUCCAGACUCCGUCCGCAAGCAGCUGCUAGCCAAUUUACUGCGGCUAAAACUCUC